UCGAGCAGAGUCCUGCUCCUGUGAUCCCGAUCACGGUCCGUCAGUCAGUCAGUGCCUCUCUGCUCUGACCCUCCGGCUCUCCCUGCAGAGCUCCAACAUGCUGCUGCCGGGAAACAAGUCCUCCAGCUGGGCUGAACUCCCGGAGUCCAACCGCUCCGAGGCGCCGGGUGGCGGCGGCGGUCCCGGGCUGGAGGCGGUGAUCGUGCCGGUAGUGUUCGGGUUGAUCUUCGUGGUGGGGGUAGUGGGGAACUCUCUGGUGAUACUUGUGAUCGGGAAGGUAAAGUACGGAGGUGUUGGAGGAGGAAGCGGGAGGCGCUCCGGCAACCCGACCAACAUCUUCAUCCUGAACCUGAGCGUGGCGGACCUCAGCUUCCUGCUCUUCUGUGUCCCCUUCCAGGCCACCAUCUACUCCCUGCCGCAGUGGGUGUUCGGAGCCUUCCUCUGCAGGUUCGGACACUACUUCUCCACCGUCAGCAUGCUGGUGAGCAUCUUCACGCUGGCGGCCAUGUCCGUGGACCGCUACAUCGCGGUGGUGCGCUCCAAGAAGUCUCCGUGCGUCCGGAGCCGCCGAAACGCGCUGGCCGGGGUGUGCGUGAUCUGGACUCUGUCUGUGGUAUGCUCGGUGCCGGUAGCCCAGCACCAGUUCCUCACCAGCCACCCCAACGCCCCCAACAGCACCUUCUGCUGGGAGGAGUGGUCCGGAGCCUCCAGACUGUCCUACAAGGUGUCCGUCCUACUGCUCGGGUACCUGCUGCCGCUGCUGCUCAUCUGCUGCUGCUACACCAGGGUUUUGUUUCAUCUUCAUAAAAAGAUGAAGAACAUGUCCAAGAAGUCCGAGCGCUCAAAAAGAAAGACGGUUCAGACGGUCCUCCUCGUCGUCUCUGCCUUCACUAUCUGCUGGCUGCCCCACCACAUCAUAGCCAUGUGGGUGGAGUUCGGCACGUUUCCCCUGAAUGACGCCUCCUUUGCCUUUCGCAUUAUCUCCCACUGCCUUUCUUACGGAAACUCUUGCGUAAACCCCAUCCUCUACGCCUUCCUGUCUGAGAACUUCCGCAAGGCCUGCCACCAGGUGUUUACCUGUCGCUUAAUAUACCCACCGCCUAGGGGCAAGGUGGUUCGCUUCCGCAUAGAGAACUUCUCCAACACGCACUCCACCACCAACAUAUGAAGGAACAAGGGACGUGAUUACACAAAAAACUAGAGCACAUUCAUUUCCUGCAGUGGAAACCUGAGGGAGUGCUGAAUCUGAACAGAGUUUUUUACAGCAGGAUGUGGGUCACAUGACAUCAGGACCACAUGCGAUCGAUCGGCUGCUGACUGCACUGGUCCGGUUAUGGAGGUUCAUUAGGGACAGUAUUAAACACUGAGGGGAUCAGGAUGUCUCAGCUCAGAAAGAUCAGCACUGUUUUUUCAUUUAGUUACUAAGAUAAAACAAAUAUUAAAGCUAAAAUUAUAAACUAAUGUUUGAUAAUAAAAACAACAGUUAUUAUCUUUUGAGAAAUGGAAAAUUAUAAAUGCAGUAUCAUUAUAAAUUGUGUUUCCUUAUAUACAAAGUGACGAGAUUACACAUUUAAAUAGUUUAUUUUUGAUAAAAAAGGUUUCCCCAACCCUUAAAGAAACAGCAUAUGAGGGACUUAGCAUAUGUUUAAAUUUUCUGUUAUUACGUUUUAUAUUUAAAUCUUUGGGUGUUCUUAGUUUCCCCUGCUGAAAGAUACAUUUCUCAAGUUUAUGUUCUUCAACACAACAGUUUAAAUUUAGGUUUUUUCUUAUUUUCUGGACAUUGAGGGUCUAAUAUUAACACGAACAUUUCAACAUUUAAUUAUUAAAUAUAAAAGUAUACAGAGGACCAAACCCGACAGAUCACAAAUAAAUAAAUAAAUUACCAAAUUAAAUAAUGUAUAUGAUAUGUAGUAAAUAUUUGUUGGUAUAAAAAAAGUAUAAUACACACAAAGCAAUUCAAAUAUGUAAUUCAAAUGUACAAAUAUAGUUGAGUUUAAAUGGACAUAUUAAUUAUUUUCUGUCA
Cottoperca gobio is the source of this 2023-nucleotide messenger RNA. RefSeq names its product galanin receptor 1b (gene galr1b). Gene Ontology annotation, cellular component: plasma membrane. The coding region runs from base 98 to 1168 and encodes 356 amino acids. The record is from RefSeq and is a predicted model, not a curated record. Gene Ontology annotation, biological process: neuropeptide signaling pathway; positive regulation of cytosolic calcium ion concentration; negative regulation of adenylate cyclase activity. Gene Ontology annotation, molecular function: galanin receptor activity. Lineage: Eukaryota; Metazoa; Chordata; Actinopteri; Perciformes; Bovichtidae. The transcript is spliced from 3 exons.